Molecule: messenger RNA, 717 nt
Organism: Raphanus sativus (radish)
Lineage: Eukaryota; Viridiplantae; Streptophyta; Magnoliopsida; Brassicales; Brassicaceae
Exons: 1
Coding region: 1-717 (238 amino acids)
Source: RefSeq, a predicted model, not a curated record
AUGGUUUGGAACAAGACAAGACUCAUGAAGGAAUUGACUAGACUCAUAAAAGUGGGUUGUCAACUUCAGGUUCACUUAACAACUGUCAAUCUGUCUUCAGACUCUGACUAUUUUGAAUGGGAGAUUGGUGGCAAACUCUCUCAGACCUAUUCAACCGGUGAGGUCUACACUUACUUGAGAGGUUCAAUUGAUGAAGUAGACUGGGCAGAGGUGGUCUGGAACUCCUACGGGAUCCCCCGUCACAGUUUCCACACAUGGCUUAUGCUUCUAGACAGGUGCCCGACAAGAGAUCGCAUGCUUCGGUGGGGAUUAGCUGUGUCACCGCUCUGUCUCUUAUGCAACAAUGCUCCUGAGAGUCGAAAUCACCUCUAUUUUGAAUGUAACUUCGCGUUUGAGCUAUGGGGAAUGAGCGCGAGGAGAUGUGGCAUCGCACCUUCUAGAACUUGGACAGACACCGUUGAUCAGCUGCGGAGCCUCCCGUCGGCCCGAUCGUCGAGACCUCAUAAGCUUCUCCUCCUCCUAGCCUGGCAAUCCACGCUCUAUUGGUUAUGGAUUGAGAGGAACGCUCGCCUCCACUCCAAUGUAUUUCGAUCGACUGAUUCCAUCUUCAAAACUAUUGAUCUUCAGAUAAGGAACAGAACUCAAAGCUUCAGGGUAACAAAUCCAAAGCUCUCCUCUCAACUCUUCCAAGCUUGGAUUCGUCUUGCUGAUCACUGA